UCAAGCUUCAAUACAGCAUCAUGCUGGCUCAGGACGAGGAAGAGGUACUUAACUCUUACUCAGCUGAUUCACUCGUGUACUCCUGUUUGUCGUGAGAUAGUCUUUCCUAAUUGAUAGAAUACUCAUGAGCUCCUACUCAGCUGAUUCACUUGUGUAUUGUUUGUAGUGAGAUACUCCGUGAUCGAAUACUCAUAAGUCGCAUUGAGAGAACGCCCAAAGAUUCCCGUCCCGUUUUCCUGUGAACUCCACCAUGAGUCCCAAACAUCAAGGCCUGAAACGCCGUCAUCCUAACAAGACUAGUAAAGUGCACCAGGAUGACAGUGGUGAUGAAAGUGAUGACCUGGUAAACGAGAGUGGCAGCGAAGGUGAUGGCCAGCAAGAUGACCAAGAGAGUGAAGACCAGAAGGAUAAAAAUUUUCAGGCGGACGAGCCACACUUCACGGUGCCGGGGGGCGCGUGGAUGCUGCUCCCUGCUGAUCACCGCAGGGUCGUCAUUCACCUGGACGCGGACUGCUUCUACGCCCAGGUGGAAAUGGUGCGUGACCCCAGCCUGCGAGACAAGCCUCUUGGUGUGAAGCAGAAGAACCUGAUGGUGACCUCCAACUAUGUGGCAAGGUCUAUGGGAGUAAAGAAGAGCAUGUGGAUCAAAGAAGCUCUGGAGGCCCUACCUGAUCUGAUUCUAAUUGAUGGCUCAGACCUGACCCACUACAGGCAGUGUUCCUCCGAGAUCUCUGCAGUUGUUCGGACAUUCACGGUGGAUGUGGAGAGACUUGGCCUGGAUGAGAACUUUGCCGAUGUUACUGAAAUUCUGGAAGACUACAUAGAGGAAUCUGAUCCAAAUAAGAUUGAAGGACAUGUGUAUGGUGACAAAGAGCCAGAUGAGACUCUUCCAGGUGAUCCCUGUGGGUGUGGGUGCCGGGAAAGAUUAAUUGCUGGUGCUCUGGUGGCCAAAAAGAUUCGGCAGCAGAUUGUGAAGGCCACAGGAAUAACUUGUUGUGCUGGUGUUGCUCAUAACAAAUUACUGGCAAAGCUUGUGUCUGGUUACUACAAGCCAGAUCAGCAGACUGUCUUGUUUCCAUGGUUAGUUCAUCAACUCAUGAAUUCACUAAAUUUAACAAGAAGCAUUCCAGGUAUAGGGAGCACAAUGUGUAAAACCUUGGAAGAGUUAGGAAUACACACUGUGAAAGACUUACAAAACUCAUCAUUAGCUUUGUUACAUUCAAAAUUUGAUGAUGAAACCAGUAAAAGGCUUAGAGAUCUCAGUUUUGGCAUUGAUGAUGCCCCUGUGAGAAGGAGUGGUAGACCACAGACCAUUGGACUGGAAGAUGCCUUUAGGAAAGUGAACUCAAUAGAUGUGGUACAAAGCAAGUAUCUGACACUGCUGGAGCGACUGCUGAAACUCCUGAAAGAAGACGGACGCAUUCCCUCCACCCUUAGAGUGUGUGUCCGUAAGUUUGACACCAAGAAGAAGUUUGGUAACAGGGAGAGUCGACAAACUCGUAUACUGCCAUCUUUAUUUGCAUCGGGUGUCCAGAACGUUGGGGAAAAUACAAGAGCCACAUUAAUGAACCAGGUGAUGGAACUUUUCCACAAGAUGGUGGACACAAGCAAGGAGUUCCACCUCACGCUGCUAAGCAUUGGCUUCACUAAGUUCAUUGAGCGAGCUUCACAUGAAAACUCUAUCUCCAGAUUCUUCUUUAAACGUAAAAGAAGUGAGACUGAAGAGCAAGACAUAAAUGAAGAAAAGGGUGAAAAAUCAGGCCAUUUAAAAUCAUUCUCAACAUUUUCCAGUGUUAAUAACUCAAAAAUCCACAGCCUAGAGCUCUAUUUAGAAUCUUGUUCUGAAUCUGAUAGCUAUAGUAGUGAAGGUGGCAGAAACACUCAAGGAAGCAUGAACAUUAAAGAUAUGCUUUCAAAAUCCCAUAAUCAUUCCAUUGAAAGAAAGAUUUUAAAAACAUCAAAGGGAAAUUCCAGUAACAAUUUGCAUAAACAAACAUCUGUAACAAAUAUUGAAGCUUCUGUGUCAAAUUGUGACCAGAAUAAUGGAGAUAGUAAUUGUCAUGCUGCAUCAUCACCUAUUGAGGACUCGUCAUCAGCAGACAAGGAUGGCAUUUCAAGGGUACCACAUGGCAUUGAUGAGGAAGUCUUUCAAGCACUUCCUCCAGAUAUACAAGAUGAAAUUAUUCUUGAUUACAAAAGCAAGCCACCAGAUCCCAAACCAGUACCCAAAAAUACAACAGGCUCUCCAAAAAUCCCUUUUAAAGUAAAAACGACAAGUGCUACCUUAGAUAAAUACUUCAAACGUGACUCUGUGAGGGGACCUCGAGAAGCCAGAGAGACAGUUCCCAAGAAGAUCUCCAGUACAGAAACCAAUGCAGAGGCUGUCAUAAGCCAUCACAGCAGUAAUGAAGCAGCACCACCAGAGAGAAAGGAAGAUGGAGGUGAAGACAAGAGUGCAGCAUCCGGCAGCUCAUCCAGUGGCUUGCCCCCUUCCACCUUGCAGCCACCAGAUGGAGUAGACUCAAGUGUGUUCAGUGCCCUGCCUUGGGAGAUUCAGAAGGAGAUUGUGGAGGAACAAAGACGCUCGUUGUCAUCAAGCAGUGCCUCACGUGUGUCAAACUCCCCGUCUUACAGUGGAAGGAGAACAGAGGCAUCAUCAUCCAUCAUGAAAUACAUCAAGAAGGUGUAAAUAGCAUUCCUGUACAGAGUGUGAGAAGUGUGUAUCAUAAAGCUGGUGAAGUGUACUGUCAUGGCAUGCUUUAAUGGGUCUCUUCAUGUGCCAUUGUUGUGUUAGUCUUGUACUCGGUGGGAGCAGAAACUUGGAUUUAAGAAGCUUCUAAGUAACAUUAUGAUUGGAAUGGCUGUCUGCUACUAGAAUGUUAAUAGUCUUACCAUUUCAGCCUUCAUGCUUUCACAGAACAGCUAUAGUUUUAUAUAUUUUCUAUUAAUUUAUGGACCUAUGACAAUAUUUUUUGGUUCAAGAAGUCAUGUAUUGUGCUUUAUGUGGAUACAAAGUUUUUACCAUACCAGCCACAAUAUGAAAUACAAUAUUAUUUGUAUCAAAUGUCAAUUUUGUAUAGAAUCCCCAUCUGUGUCUUGGAGGGAGGGAAUUGCUGGACAGUAAGACAGAUUAUUGUGAGCGAGGGAAAGAUGAUCUGAAAUGUUUGUGCCAGAUUGUCUUUUAACUUCAUGUACUACUUCUUGAUGAGAAAAUGUACUUUGAAUUAAAAAGAAAACAAAUUC
Molecule: messenger RNA, 3243 nt
Organism: Scylla paramamosain (green mud crab)
Lineage: Eukaryota; Metazoa; Arthropoda; Malacostraca; Decapoda; Portunidae
Gene: PolI
Product: DNA polymerase iota-like
Exons: 2
Coding region: 251-2689 (812 amino acids)
Biological process (GO): translesion synthesis
Molecular function (GO): damaged DNA binding; DNA-directed DNA polymerase activity
Source: RefSeq, a predicted model, not a curated record